Penicillium taxi is the source of this 516-nucleotide messenger RNA. RefSeq lists its product as uncharacterized. NCBI's taxonomy places the organism in Eukaryota, Fungi, Ascomycota, Eurotiomycetes, Eurotiales, Aspergillaceae. The coding region runs from base 1 to 516 and encodes 171 amino acids. The record is from RefSeq and is a predicted model, not a curated record. The transcript is spliced from 3 exons.
AUGUUCAAGGUUCUCGCUCUGGCUGUUGCUGCCAGUCUUGCUGCGGCUGACCCGACCGUUUACUUCAUUCGUCACGGCGAGAAACCUAGUGACGGCGGCAAUGGGUUGAGUACUCAAGGUGUUGAGCGCGCACAGUGCUUGCGCUCUGUUUUCGGAGCUAGUUCUGGAUACAACAUUAGUUAUAUCAUGGCCGAGACUCCUGAGAGUAAUGGCAAGCGUGCUCGUCCUUAUGACACUGUCGAGCCACUUGCUGCUGACCUGGGUCUUACUGUUGAUACCUCAUGCGACAAAACCGACGAGAAGUGUGUGAAGAAAGUGGUUGAUAAUUACACUGGUUCCGGCAAUAUCCUUAUCUGCUGGGAGCAUGAUGAGUUGACUCUGAUUGCUGAAAAGUUGGGUGACAGUGAUGCUCCCGAUUACCCGGAUGACAGCUACGACAUCAUCUGGACUGAUCCCUAUCCGUAUGAUAGUAUUACUGCCGAGACUAGUGAGAACUGCCCUGGUCUGGACAGUUAG